UGGCUUAUCGAUGUUGUGAGGGGUCGAUUGCCAAAUCGCAAUCCACAUUGCAAUAAUUCCGAAUUUCAUUUAGUAGCUCGACGUCCAGUGUGAGUCAGCUUAGCUUUUCGUGAGUUCAUUUUCCUGUGAUAUAAUAGCUUUACCCUAACUGACCAUGGGUGUGCCCGCUGGUGACGUAGAAAAGGGCAAGAAAAUCUUCGUGCAGAGAUGCGCUCAAUGCCACACUGUGGAAGCAGGUGGUAAACACAAAACCGGACCAAACCUGCACGGACUAUUCGGCAGGAAAACGGGCCAGGCUGCGGGCUUCUCCUACACCGACGCUAACAAGGCUAAAGGUAUCACAUGGGGAAAAGACACUCUCUUCGAAUACCUUGAAAACCCUAAAAAGUACAUCCCUGGAACGAAGAUGGUAUUCGCCGGUCUUAAAAAGCCCAAUGAGCGAGGCGACCUGAUCGCCUACCUCGAAUCGGCAACGAAGUAAACUCGUUAGCUAACAUCAUCCAGGGAGUCGCAAUGCCAAAUUCCAUCUACACCAUAUCGUUUUGUUCUAUUAGAUGGGACUGAGUCGUAUCCCAUAGUCCAAAGCUCUCCAGUUCAUUGCAGAUUUUCCUUUCAUGACACCAACAGCUAGUAGUAUAUAGUUCAAUGUGUACAAGCGACAGUUUCAUCAUGUCGUCGCCUUGCGUUGUCUGUACAAAUUAGCCAAUUUUAAUUGUAGGUAUUUAAACGGUAAAUUAUUUCUUUUAAGGUUAACUGUACGAAUAAAAUCAGUUAUUUA
This is a messenger RNA of Dendroctonus ponderosae (mountain pine beetle), 778 nucleotides long. Its product is annotated as cytochrome c. The coding region runs from base 155 to 481 and encodes 108 amino acids. Gene Ontology annotation, cellular component: mitochondrial intermembrane space. The transcript is spliced from 3 exons. Gene Ontology annotation, molecular function: heme binding; electron transfer activity. NCBI's taxonomy places the organism in Eukaryota, Metazoa, Arthropoda, Insecta, Coleoptera, Curculionidae. Gene Ontology annotation, biological process: mitochondrial electron transport, cytochrome c to oxygen; mitochondrial electron transport, ubiquinol to cytochrome c. The record is from RefSeq and is a predicted model, not a curated record.